AUGGCGACCCGUGUGGAUGCAAAGAUGCUGCGACAAACAAAAUUUUCUCCAGAGUUCAGUCAAAAGGUGGACAUGACCAAGGUCAACAUUGAGGUCAUGAAAAAGUGGAUCGCGGGAAAGAUUUCUGAGAUUUUAGGAAACGAAGAUGAUGUUGUCAUCGAGCUUUGUUUCAACUUAUUAGAAGGGUCUCGCUAUCCCGACAUCAAAUCGCUACAAAUUCAGCUUACGGGGUUUCUUGACAAGGAUACUGGCAAAUUUUGCAAGGAUCUAUGGUCGCUAUGUUUGAGCGCUCAGCAAAAUCCUCAAGGAGUGGCCAAGGAGCUUCUUGAGGCUAAGAAGCUGGAACUCAUCCAAGAAAAGAUCGAAGCAGAAAAGGCUGCCGAAGAGGCUCGCAAGAAGAAAGAGCAGGAGCGAGUCCGCGAGCGCGAGAUUGAGGAAAUACGACGCAGGGAACGCUCAGACAGAGGCAGAGGCGGAAGAAGAGGCGGCUUUGGAGGCCGGGACUUUGAUAGACGCCGCUCACCUCCGAGACGGCGCAGCCGAGAUCGUUAUUGGGACCAGCCUCCGAGGCGAGACUUCGAUUCGUACGUUCCCUCCGGUCCUCCUCGCAGAGGCCGUCGGCCCUCUAGAUCCCCCAAUCGCUCACGUUCACGCUCGCGAUCCGUAACAUCUUCCCGUGAACCGCCGCGCCGGCAACGCCAUGAUCGGGCCAGACGACGUCGAUCAGCUAGCGGUUCCGCCUCACCGGACCGAGGAGAUCGCCAGAGGCAGAGGAGACGUAGUCCUGAUUACGGUGAUCGAGCAAGAUCCAUAUCCCGCAGUGAUUCUUCCCGCUCACGUACUCCCAGAAGAGACCGAAGACAAAGAUCCGUUUCUUCCAGCCCAUCACGAUCCCCCGCUCCUAGAAACCGACACAGAAAAAGGGGCUCGUCUGUGUCGAGAUCGCGUUCUCGAUCACGAACACCCGAGAGAAACCAUGGCCGGCGGAGAUCAUCGCCUUACUCAAGAGAUGACAAGAGAGAAUCAACGGCUAAUAUUGCGAAGGGCAACAGAACUCGUGACGAUCGCCGUUUGAGCCGCAGUAGAGACCGCAGCGUGGACCGCAGACGCCGGCGCUCGUCCAGAAGCGAUAGUCGCAGUCGCAGCGGAAGCAGAGGCCGGUCUUUCAGCAGAAGCGUUAGCCCGCGGCGUCAUGAUUCUCGCAGUCGUAGUCGCCACGGGGACAGGAAGCGACGCCGCUCCAUUGAGAGAUAUGCUCCUGCCGCGCGAAGAAGGCGCAACACCUCUUCUGUAUCCGUCCAUACUGAGAAACGACAGAGAAUGACUGAUCAAGAAGAGUAUGCAACGCGCAAGUCACCGCUUCGUGAGACCGAAAACGAGAAGAGCCCUACUAAAGAGGUGGGUGAAUGA
Molecule: messenger RNA, 1410 nt
Organism: Aspergillus puulaauensis
Lineage: Eukaryota; Fungi; Ascomycota; Eurotiomycetes; Eurotiales; Aspergillaceae
Product: PWI domain-containing protein
Exons: 4
Coding region: 1-1410 (469 amino acids)
Biological process (GO): regulation of mRNA splicing, via spliceosome; mRNA processing
Cellular component (GO): spliceosomal complex
Molecular function (GO): RNA binding
Source: RefSeq, a predicted model, not a curated record